This is a messenger RNA of Leptopilina heterotoma, 3299 nucleotides long. Its product is annotated as slit homolog 3 protein-like. The transcript is spliced from 4 exons. Gene Ontology annotation, molecular function: protein binding. The record is from RefSeq and is a predicted model, not a curated record. The coding region runs from base 34 to 2850 and encodes 938 amino acids. NCBI's taxonomy places the organism in Eukaryota, Metazoa, Arthropoda, Insecta, Hymenoptera, Figitidae.
AAACUUGUCGUCAGUAAAAAGCAUAUAUUCAAGAUGUCUCGUAUUUUAAAUAAACUCCUGCCUCUGAGUUUAUUUCUCGUCACAUUUUCUGAAUGCAACGAUUUAAUAGCAAAUGUGCAGCGAAAAAAUUCUCUCGAAUUUCCAACUGGACAAUGCAAUCAAAUGGAGAAAAAUGUGACACUAAAAUUAUCGAGCAACGAAUCAAAAAUACUAAUCGAUGGCUUUAUGGACAGUCCCUUUAUUAAUUGUCUCACUCUUCAAGGAAACGAAUUGACCGAAAUUUCACCAGGUGCUUUCAAAUUAUUACCAAAUCUCUAUUUUUUGAAUUUAGCCGAAAAUUCUUUGACCAAUUUAAUCACUUUCGAUUCACAUUUUCAAUUAAAAACACUAAUUAUCGACGAGAAUAGAAAGAAAAAUUUGUUUUUGACGAUAAAAUCGAAAUUUCCCAAAUUACAACAUCUUUAUUUGAGAAAAAAUAAAAUUUUUAAUGUAACACACGAAAUUGGGGAAAAUUUACCAAAUCUAACACAUCUCUAUCUCAGUGAUAAUUUAAUAGAAAAAAUGGAAAAUUUUCCCCUCAAAUUAACACAUCUUUUUCUCGAUGAUAAUAAAUUGGAAAAAUUUAAUGCAACGAGAGUAAAAAAUAUCGAAACACUUGUACUGAAUCGAAAUUUUCUCAAAAUAAUCUGCAAUACUUAUUGUCACGAAAAUUCGCUCUCACUAAACAAUGUGAAGUAUUUAAAAAAUUUAUCAAUUUCAGAAAAUAAUAUCAAUGAUCUAGAACCUGAUUCAUUCGACGAUAUUAAUUCUCUCGAAAAUCUCGAUCUUUCGAAAAAUAAACUCGAACUAAUACGUAAGGGAACAUUUAAUUCUUUGAGAAAAUUGAAAAAUUUAUCACUAAAUAGCAAUAAAUUGCAAACACUACCAAUUCUAUCGAGUUUGGAAAAUAUUGAAAAUUUAAAUUUCAACUUUAAUAGAAUUGAAAAAAUUUGUGCGGGUGAAUUUAAAAAUUUUCCCUAUCUAAAGACAUUGUCGUUGAGGGGAAACUUGUUGAAAACAAUUGAAAUCGAUUCCUUUUGUAAUUUAAUGGCACUUGAGAAUUUAGAUUUGUCAUUGAACAAACUUGAACAUUUACCAAUAAAUUGGUUGACGGGAGUUGAGAAUCUUGAAACUUUAGAUUUAAGUGGAAAUUGUUUUCAAAACUUUUCAAGUCUAUCACUUGGCUUUAUGGAUUCGUUGAGAAUUAUUUUACUCAAAAAUAAUCCAAUUAAAUAUUUAAAUACAAAAACGAUAAUUGCAAAUUUUCCCAAAACUGUGACAAUAUUUCUUGAGAAUAAAUUUGAAGCUAAAUGUCCUAAUGAUACAAAUAGUCAGGAAUUAAAUUUAACUGUUAAUUCUAAUGGAAAAUUGGAAAGAAUGGGACAAAUAACCAAAUUAAUAAUCAUCCUCAUAUUCCAAGUAUUUCUCAUCAAUGGCCAUCACAUUUCAAGUGUCUCCUUUCCAUUGGUUGGACUCUAUCAUUCCAUCGAUCUGAGAUCCCGUUCCGACGACAAUCCAAUUCUCCCAACUGGAAGUUGUCAAGAUCUGAAGAGAAAAGAUCUCACUCUAUUUCUACCUCGAUGCGGUGUUCGGAAUCUCUAUCGUGGCAUUAUCAGCAGUUACGACGUCUCCUGUCUCAGUUUCCGUGACAAUAACAUCGAUCGAAUUGAACCCGGCACCUUCAAUACCUUAUCAAAUCUCCUCUUUUUGGAUCUCUCCAAAAAUCGAAUUCCCCUCUGUGAUCUUCUCACAUUCGGCGGUGACAAUUACAAAUUACGAACGCUAAUUUUAGACGAAAAUCAAGUACCUGUGGAUGACUAUGGUCGUGAUAUUACUCACAGUGAUUGUUUUCCAAGUGUUGAUAGUUUGUACCUAAGGAAAAAUUGGCUGAGAAGUCUUCAAUUUUCCCUGCGCCAUGCUUUUCCCACGCUUCGUCAUCUUUACCUCUCGGAUAAUUUUAUCGAGAACGAGAAUUUCGUGAGGGAUGUUCCGAAUUGUCUCACCUAUGUUUAUCUGGAGCGGAAUCGCAUUGGGAGUUUCGGUGGUGAAAUAAUGGAGAAUGUCGAAUUUUUAUUUUUGGAUCACAAUAGAUUGAGAUCCGUUUGUCGGGGGCAUUGUUAUGAGGAGAGGACACUUCGUCUGGGCAAUGCCAGGCGGUUGAAAUUCCUCUCUUUGACGCACAACGAAAUCAAUAGAAUUGAGGAGGACGCUUUUGAUACCACGUGCGAUUUAACAACACUGAAUUUGGCGAACAAUCAAAUCGAAGUCAUCAAGCCUGGAACUUUCGUAAAUCUACGGAAUUUGAAAGAGUUGGAUUUGACCGGAAAUCGUCUGACGAUGGUACCAAAUUUGAGAAGCAAUGGACAAUUAUUGAGUGUUUCGUUGGGUUACAAUCGGAUUGAAUUUAUCACGACGGGAACAUUCAGGGAUUUACGAUUGUUGAAGAAGAUUAUUUUGGCUAAUAAUCGAAUUUGUCGAAUUGACACGGAUUCGUUUAUUGAACUGCCGCGGUUGGAGGAAUUGGAUCUUUCGUAUAAUAAUUUGGAGAGAUUGAAUAGAUUCUGGUGGAGGCAGCAGGGAAGUCUUAAGAAUUUGGAUGUUCGAGGGAAUCAUUUCACUAGUUUUGGUGAUUUGUGUUUGGACAGUGCUUAUCAUUUGUCGGUUGUGUAUUUGCAGAAAAAUCCGAUGAUUAGUGUUAGUUGUACGCAGCAUCUUUCGUCGGAUGUUGUUAUUCAUGUGAUUAGUGAAUGUCGAGCGAUGAAGGGACGAUGCUAUGAUCAGUGCAUUGCUGGUGAAAAUUUGAUAUGGUAGAACAUUUUUCUGAAUAUUUGGGUUAGCAAAUUGUAAUUGUAAUUGUAAUUUUAAUUCUAAUCAGAAUUCUAAUUGUAACCCUAAUUUUUAAUUCUAAUUGUAAUAGCAAUUCUAAUUGUAGCCCUAAUUGUAAUUUUAAUUCUAAUUGUAAUCCUAAUUCUAAUUGUACUUGUAAUCCUAAUUCUAAUUGUAAUUGUAAUCCUAAUUCUAGUUGCGAACCUACUGCCUAAUUUUACACAAUCAUUCGUCCUGUAUUAUUUAUUCUAACUGUAAAUAAGUGCCCCACAAGUUCGACUUCGGAAUAGCAGAAUCAUUAUUAAGAAAUUAGAUACUCAAAAAUUCUGCUCUUUUGGAACUGAACAUUAGAUUUUUAGUUCUUUAUGAUUAACCUAAACACAAAAUUAAAGAUCUGUACAAAAAUUAUUAGCUGAAUAAAGAAAUAGUUAUUA